ACCCCCAAACAAAAACCCGUAAUACGAAUGCUAUAGUUACAUAUAUAACGUUACUAUAAUAUAUUUGACGUUGUUGUUUGGGGAUACGUGUGGUCAAAACGAACAGAAACCGAAACGUAGCUUAGGCAGAUUUAAGUGAAAAUGUUUAGAGCUAAAUUGAUGGUUGUAUAGUGUCUUGUAAAGACACAUGGCACAGUCGAGGAAAAUCGCAAAACGUGGACGUCAGCCAUUAAGUGUGGAGCAGGUUGUCGUUGGGGCACAAGCUACAGUGAGCAGUGCACAACAACUUGUUGCAAGAGUUACUGCACCUUGUGUACGACAAAGAGCAGGUCGCACACACAAGAGUGUGACUAAACCAGUUCCUGUACACAAGAGUGUAGAAGUAAACCUGUACAAUUGUACCAAUGUACAAGUGGGAUAUCAUAACAUGAUGUGCAUACAGAAUGUGCAGCGUAUUAAGGAGAGCAGUAUGCACAUGUUAUCUGACACUGACGAGGAUGAGCUCACUCAGCAGGACGAUGUUGAGAAGGAAUCACAGUUAACUAAUUCUUUACGAACAGUGUCCGAUGAUGAACUCCGCAAUUUGGCACAACAUGUUGGUGGGAAGUGGAGACGGUUUGUUCGCCAUUUGGGAAUUGAAGAGGCUGAUAUUGAAUAUGCAUACAGUCAGUACAAUUCCUCUGGUUUGGUAGAGACUGUCUAUCAAAUUUGUCUCCAGUGGAAACGAGAAAACAUUCAUCCAUUGGUUUCAACUAUAGCAGAUGCACUGAAACAUUCUGAAUUAAAACAUCUCUAUGAAUAUUUAACUCCUUAACAUCAUAUGUCUUUCAAAUAAGUAUUUCUUCAUUCACUGUGUAAAGACAUGUUUUUAUUUGUUGUACUGGUACAGGAGAAUUGAGAACAAUAAAACUUGUAUUUUGAUAUCUAUCAGUAAAGAGUACAUCCUCAAUGAUGUAAUAUUUAUAUUUGUGGUUGUGCAGGAAGGUCAAAACCAGAAGUUACUAACCAUUCCGGCUUAGUUCUUCAGUAAUGCCAUAGUUACCAUGUGUCAAGAACACCUAACAUAAAGUUCCAGUUCAGCUAAGAAAGUGGAAAGACUGUUUGAUAGGUAGAUUCUUACCUUUGUUCUCUCACCAUGAUGAAGUCAGAAGGCCAGAUAAAGGUAUUACUUUUAAGAUGGUGACAAUGUCAAGUUUUUGUAUUUUGAUUAAUUUCUCACAAAAGUCCCAGAUUAAUGAAACUUGCAUCUAUGGAUUUUUAUCUUGGUACAAGUUAAAAACAUUUUACAGUUAAAAAACCCCACCUAGAUUAAUUACAAAUUUUACAUUACAAAUUAUUUAUUAUAAUAAAUAAUUAAAAGUACUUGGAACAGUGUUUGGUAUUUCUGUCCAAAAUUCAGUUUUUUGCUUAAAAUAGUAAUUUAUUCACAUCUAAUCAUGUGGAAUUUCUUUCUGAUGGUAUAUAUAAAUAUAUACUGCUUGUGCAUAUUUAUCGUGGUUCCACAAUUUCAGUUUUACUAAUAAUGAGACGAGUAGAUAUUUCUGUUGAUGAUCAUUUGAAAUGUUCUGAAUUGUCACACCUCCUCACAAUUGACUAAAACACGAUAUGAAAACUCUGGCGUGUGCCGGACAGUCAAAUCGUAACACCCUCUUGAGCUUUUAUAGAUAUUAGGAUAACCUGAAAUAAAACAUAUAUACAAAAGUGAAUAUUGAAUGUGAAAAACUUUGUUUCAACAACAUAGACUAUUUUUAGAUGAUCACAUAUCUUUAAACAUUUAUCUUUUUAAGACUCAUUGAAAUGAACGUUUAUAGAUGUAACUAUGAGAGACACCAAAUCAGUUUAUGGUAGAUGAGAUAUUCUGUAGAAUUGCUGCACCCAUAACCCCUCCAAAUUGACUGAAUUGCUGCACCCAUAACCCCUCCAAAUUGUCUGAAUUGCUGCACCCAUAACCCCUCCAAAUUGACUGAAUUGCUGCACCCAUAACCCCCUCCAACUUGACUGACUUUCUGCACCCAUAAGCCCCUGCAAAUUGACUGAAUUGCUGCAUCCAUAACCUCUCCAAAUUGGCUGAAUUGCUGCACCCAUAACCCCUCCAAAUUGGCUGAAUUGCUGCAUCCAUAACCCCCUCCAACUUGACUGAAUUGCUGCAUCCAUAACCCCUCCAAAUUGGCUAAAUUGCAGCACCCAUAACCACUCCAAAUUGACUGACUUUCUCUGUAUGAAAGUUGUUGAUAACUAACCUGGCAGUUCUAAAGAGCUGAUAAGGAGUGACCAAGUGCGUCAUGGUGUUAGUGAUAGUAAUAGGAAUUUUGAGUUCUUAAUAUGAAAUAAUUAGUUACUAGAAAAGCAUCUGAAUUCCAAAGUAUGCUCAAUUCACAUGUGCUAGCUCUGCAUUUUUGUGUGUGGUGUGUGUGGUGUGUGUGUGGUGGGUGUGUGUGGUGUGUGUGUGUGGUGUGUGUGUGUGUGAUCAACUUCAAGCUAUUUUGUUGUUUGAAUUUCAUUUUCAUAUACAGUGAAACCACUAUAAAUUAGACACCCAAGGACCAAGUUAAAAGUCUAGUUUUAAGUGGUUUAUCCUGUUUUACAGAGGUUCCAAGUAAAACAGUUGGUAGCUACAUGAUUGAUUAUCGUUUGUACCAACAGGAUUACUUGAAUUACAGUUUGUAACUACAGAGGAUUAAAUUAUUGAAAAAAUUAUUAGUUUGUAACUGCAUAAUUAUUUUAAUUACAAUUUAUAGACACAUGAUUACAGUUAGUAACUAUAGGAUUACUUGAAUUAGUUUGUAUCUUCAGGAUUACUUGAAUCAGUUUGUAUCUGCAGGAUUACUUGAAUCGGUUUGCAUCUGCAGGAUUACUUGAAUUAAUUUGUAUCUACAGGAUUAUUUGAAUGAUAGUUUGUAACUAAAGGAUUAUUAGUCCCCUAUCGGUCCAACUGGAGGGGACUAUAAGUUUCAUCUCUGUCCUGUCUGUUCAUCUGUUUAUCUGCCUGUCUAUCCUUCUGUCCCACAUAUAGUUUUCCGAAUGUUUUUUUCACAAGGCCUUGAGAUAUUGAGCUAAAAGUUUGGGUAUAGCUUUAUCAUGUACUGUUACAGAUCCAGGUUUGACUUUCAUGGCGAUUUACCCAUUUUUAACAGAGUUAUGGCACUUGGAACUUUGGAGAUGUGAAAAUUUGUUUUCCAAACUGUUUGUUUAGAAGGCCGUGCGAUAUUGGGCUAACAUUUUGUGUAUAGGUCUAUCAUGUACUGUUAGUGGUCAAGUUUGACUUUCAUGGCAAUUUACCCAUUUUUGAAGGGAGUUAUAGCCCUUUAUCUUAGGAGAUAUGAAAAUUAGUUUGUUUUUUUUUUUGUUGCCUGAAGAUAUUGAGAUGAAAUUUUGUAUAUAGCUUUAUAAUAAACUUUUACAGAUCAGGUUUAACUUUCUUGGUGAUUGACCCACUUUUCAAAGAGUUAUGGACCUUGAAUUUAGGAGAUAGAAAAAUUAUUGGGCCAGAUAGGGGACAUGUAUCGCUUUAGCAGUACUCCAGGAAUGCUUGUUUUAAUUAUAAUUUGUAGCUAAGGAUUACUUGUAUUGAUGUUCACCUACAUGGUCACUUGAGGUAGAUUAACAUUUUUAUCUACAGUAUUACUUCAAUUUGCCAUAUAACCGUAAAUAAAAUGUGUUUAGUGUGUCGUUGAAUAAAAAAAAAAUUCUUCCUUCCUUCAAUUUGCAAACGUAAAAUAUAACUGUACAAAGUACAGUUUGUAGCUGCGGGAUUACCUGAAUGUGUGAACACUGAAUGUAACUGUAGUCAAUUGUAAAUUCCUCAACUUGUGUGGGACAUGAGCCAUGGUAGUGUGUGUAAACAACGAACCAUGGAAUUUUGCUUCAUUUGCUGAUAAUGUACAUUGUGUUGAAUAAUAUAAUAAUACAUGAUGUUGUAUAUAUUGACAUAAAACAAACUUUAUAUAUGA
Gigantopelta aegis is the source of this 3950-nucleotide messenger RNA. RefSeq lists its product as uncharacterized. The record is from RefSeq and is a predicted model, not a curated record. The coding region runs from base 188 to 814 and encodes 208 amino acids. Gene Ontology annotation, biological process: signal transduction. NCBI's taxonomy places the organism in Eukaryota, Metazoa, Mollusca, Gastropoda, Neomphalida, Peltospiridae. The transcript has 6 exons. Gene Ontology annotation, molecular function: protein binding.